Molecule: messenger RNA, 2068 nt
Organism: Trichomycterus rosablanca
Lineage: Eukaryota; Metazoa; Chordata; Actinopteri; Siluriformes; Trichomycteridae
Gene: cyp19a1b
Product: brain aromatase
Exons: 9
Coding region: 29-1516 (495 amino acids)
Biological process (GO): response to estradiol; female gonad development
Cellular component (GO): endoplasmic reticulum
Molecular function (GO): aromatase activity; iron ion binding; heme binding
Source: RefSeq, a predicted model, not a curated record
GUUAGGUGUGUAUGUGGACAUUAUCAGGAUGAAGCUACAGAAUGUACUAGAUGGAUUAGCAGUGGAGUGGACUGGAUCAAGAGUCAUAGCAACAUUACUGCUGUUUCUACUGCUUCUAUUACUUCUGAUCUACAAGAGUAAAGACAGAUCUACUGUUCCAGGUCCCUACUGGUUGUUUGGACUUGGCCCUAUUCUAACCUAUUCUAGGUUUUUGUGGACUGGAAUUGGCACAGCCUGCAAUUACUACAACAACAAAUAUGGCUGCAUGGCUCGAGUUUGGAUCCAGGGAGAGGAGACACUCAUUUUAAGCAAAGCUUCUGCAGUGUACCAUGUUUUGAAGAGCAGUAACUACAUUGCCAGAUUUGCUAGUAAGAGGGGACUUCAGUGUAUUGGAAUGAAAGAACAAGGUGUUAUCUUCAAUAGCAAUGUUAUGCUUUGGAAGAAAAUGCGCACAUAUUUUGCAAAAGCUCUUACUGGCCCUGGGCUCCAGAGGACAGUGGGUGUAUGUGUCAGUAGCACAAAUAAGCACCUGGAUGCCCUGGAUGAUUUUACUGACUCUUCAGGACAUGUGGAUGUUCUGAACUUGCUGCGCUGUAUUGUGAUAGAUGUCUCCAACAGACUCUUCCUCCGAAUUCCUCUCAACGAAAAAGAAAUGUUAAUAAAGAUCCACAAAUACUUUGAAACCUGGCAAACAGUCCUCAUCCAACCAGACAUUUUCUUCAAGCUAGACUGGAUUUAUAAAAAACAUCAACAUGCAGCAAAUGAGCUACAAGAGGAAAUGGCAAAACUCGUGGAGCAAAAGCGUGAAGUCAUUAAUGCCAUGGAAAAACUGGAUGAGAAUGACUUUGCAACAGAGUUGAUAUUUGCUCAGAAUCAUGGAGAGCUGUCAGCACAUGAUGUGAGGCAGUGUGUGUUGGAGAUGGUGAUUGCAGCGCCAGACACUCUGUCCGUCAGUUUGUUCUUCAUGCUGGUGUUGCUGAAGCAGAACCCAGUAGUUGAGCAGCAUAUAGUACAGGAGAUGCAGUCUGUCCUCGGUGAACAGGAACUGGAGAGGGCUGACAUGCAGAGUUUACAAGUGAUGGAAAGUUUUAUAAAAGAGUCUUUGCGCUUUCACCCAGUGGUGGAUUUUAUCAUGAGAAGAUCUCUGGAAGAUGAUUUUAUUGAUGGAUACCGGGUGCCCAAAGGAACAAACAUUAUCCUGAACAUUGGCCGGAUGCAUAAAAGCCCACAGUUCUUUUCCAAACCCACUGAAUUUAGUCUGGAGAACUUUAAUAAUAACGUGCCAAGUCGUUUCUUCCAACCAUUUGGUUGUGGACCACGUGCGUGCGUAGGGAAGCACAUCGCCAUGGUGAUGAUGAAGGCCAUAUUGUUGACACUGCUGUCUAGGUACACAGUGUGCCCACUGCCCGGAUGUACCAUCAACAACAUCAAACAAACCAACAAUCUCUCCCAGCAGCCUGUGGAAGAGGACACAAAGAACCUGGCCAUGAAAUUUAUACCACGUAAUCUCAGCUAAAUCUGAACCAGCAUCCAGAUGCUGUUUGACACAGAAUCUGACUUUUAAAACAAAGGUUAAAUAGAACAGAGGUUAACAUUCCUCAGUGAACCAAAACAUUAGGACUACCUGCCUAAUAUGCUGUCAAAACAGCUCUGGUCAACCAAAACAUGGACUCCACAAGACAUUCAAACAAGUUCUGUGGUAUUCAGUACCAGGAUAUAAGUGUUUCAACUAAAGAGGAUUCAUCAGACCAGUCAAUCAUUGCUCAAGUGCCUAUUAUUGGUGCGUUUGACAGUGGACAGAAGUAAACAUGGGCACUCUGAUUGGCCUGCAACUACACAGCCCCAUACACAGAUGUGUUUGAUGCACUGUGUGUUGUGAUAUUUACCUCAUCACCAGUAUUAAAUAUACAGUAUCUGCAAUUGAGCCACAGUAGCCAUCCUGUGAGUCCAUACUAGACUCUUUAUGUUUUCUGGUGACAAUGAGUGUUGGCCAGUCAACAACCUGUCUGCAAGUCUGUGGAUUGUCUCUCCUUGGACCACUAUUGGUGGGUACCCACCACAGCUGCCU